UUUUUGAAAGAAAAUGUGAAAAAAAAGUGCGUAUUAUAAUCAAGAUUUAACGGUAAGAUUAAUUUUAAAAACUGAUAACAUUAUUUAAAAUGUGAAAUUCAUCAUAAACUUUGCGUAAUUAAAAUGUUACAUAUUUCUUUUUUUAAUAUUAUUGUAUGAAUAUCUGCUCAAUAUAAAUUUUAAUAUCAUGUUAGUUUCAUUUCACUGUCAUAAGUAAAAAUUAAAGUAAAUUCAUCGUACAAUAGCAUCGUACUAAGCUUUGCGUAGUUUACAGAAAGAUUUGUUAUUAUAAUCUUGGAAUUAUGAUAACAGUAUUUAAAACUUAACGCUUGAAUAGACUUAAAAUAAACAUUUUUUUUUUUUCAAUCCAUGCACUAUUCAGUGUUCCGAGUUACAUCAUUAACUUAUGAUAAUUAUGCGAAACUAUUUACGGCUGUCAUGUUGGUUCACAAACAAAUAAACAAAGCAUAGUCAUGUCUUUAGCCAAAAGCAAAUAUUUUACUUGUCUUUCUGUUGAAAGCAAGCAACGAUAUCUUCAUAAAAUUUCUCAAAUAAAUAAUUUAGAUCCUUACAGUUUAGUGCAAUCUGACUUGGUGUUUUCAGUAGAUUUUUAUCCUAAAAUAGGUUACCCUGAUAUUGUAAGUUAUUUAAUGUUUGCUCCAUCUCCUAUAUCCGCUAAUGAACUAAAGUGCUAUAAAAGUUUGGAGAAUUUUUUCCUCUCUGGUUGCGUCAAGGAAAUCGGUUUAAAGUUAUUUGAUGAAAAAUGUUUGGUUAUUGGAAAGGUUUAUCAUUCUUAAAAGCAUAAAGAAACGGCAGCUUCAACAUGGAUUAUUUCUGAAAUGGAUGGUAAAGUAAUAUAUGCUCAUUGUAACUGCAUGGCUGGUCUCCGAAAGACAUGUUCUCACAUUGGAGCAGUUUUAUUUUAUAUUGAUGCUGCUGUCAGAAUUCGUGAUUCUAAGACAGUUACAGAAAAAAAAGCAUAUUGGAUGCUUCCAUCUUCAAUCAAAGAUAUUCCAUAUGCAGAAUGCAUUGAUAUAGAUUUUACCUCCCCAAAUACUUUAAAACGAAAAUUUGAUGAAGAAAUAUUAAACGAAUCUACCUGUAGUGGAUUUCUAAAUGAUAAAAAAAGCGAUGCAUUAUCAAGUAGUUAUAUUUGCACUCCUCCAACUCAGAAUGAACUUGAUGCAUUUUUCAAUGAUCUGAGCCUCUGCAAGUCAAAGCCAGCUAUUUUGUCGAUUAUAUCCCCUUACAGUGUAGAUUACCAACCCUCAUCGUUAAAAUUGCAAUUUCCAAAAAUGUUGCGGGAACUUUAUGAUUCUUCAGCUUUAUCUCUUAGUUACCUAGAUUUAUGUAAACAAUGUGAAACUUUAAGUUUGUCUGUAUCGGAGGUUGAGCAGUUUAAUGUUGAGAAAGCUACAAGAGAGCAAGUUUUUUCAAAAAAAUGGUUUUAUUUUCGAGCAGGGAGAAUUACAGCAUCAAACAUGUAUGUUGUAUUACACACGCUUGAAGCCAUGCCUGCCUUAUCAUUAAUUAAAAAAAUUUGUUACCCUGAAAGUUACAAAGUUAGUUGAUGUCAAA
Messenger RNA from Hydra vulgaris (swiftwater hydra), 1578 nucleotides. RefSeq lists its product as uncharacterized. The record is from RefSeq and is a predicted model, not a curated record. Lineage: Eukaryota; Metazoa; Cnidaria; Hydrozoa; Anthoathecata; Hydridae.